GUCAGUAAAAAAAGCAACAUGGCUGCAGGAAUUCAACGCCUUUCGAGACAAGCGUUAGUGACGUUUAUGACAAGAGAAACGGCGGCGUUCUCUUCCAACUUUGAAAGGUUAAAAACAAUGCUUGAUUCAAUCACAGCAGAGGACAUAAAGCUUGCUGUUCCAAAUCAUAUAGAGCAGAGUAAUGGAAGCUACACGGGAGCACCUGCUACUCAUGUGUCGAUAUUUGAGUGUCCAUUCUUUUCUUUGGGAGUAUUUAUAUUAAAAAAGGGAAGUUCAAUUCCACUUCAUGAUCAUCCCGGAAUGUUUGGUUUGUGUAAAGUUGUUUAUGGUAAAAUAUCAGUUGAGUCGUAUCAAAGACAGUCUGAGACCUCAUUGAAUGGGAGAACAGAUGGGUUCUCCAGGCACCCUCUGCAUGGUCGUAGACGGAGGCUGAUCAAGUGCAGAAAAACCACACAGUCUUUUGAGGAAACCAGUCAGAGCUGUGUGCUAACACCAACUGCAGGCAACCACCAUGCUAUUCACAACAUUAGUCUAGGACCAUCAGCAUUUGUUGACAUCCUGGGUCCUCCUUAUGCACAAGACAAAGGACGAGAUUGUACAUACUAUCAGGAAUGUGAUCCUCCAGCAUACCAGCAGGGUACACCCAUAGUAGAAGACAACAAUGACAGGUGGAUAAUGGAGAUUCCUCCUCCAAGGGACUUUUUCUGUAACACUCAGCCUUACAGUGGACCACCCGUGAGCCUUCAAUUAAUAUCUGAACCGUUAGAGCAAUAAAAAGUGAGACACAAGUGCACAGUGGCCGGGAGGUCGUUUACAAGUAAAAGAUUGUGGAGAUGCGUUAUGCAAGGUGGCUUAUCUCCAGACUAGUUUGAAAGUAAAAGUUUUCAUGAAAUGUCUCGUAUGUCACUGGGUACUAUCUGUAAUGUGUGCAUCAGAUUGCAUGCAAGUAAUCUCACCCAUGUGCAUAAGAAAAAUGUCACUUUAGCCUAAAUGUAUGUACAUAAUAUAUAUUUAUCAGAUAAGUUACUUCUUGCAGAGUUUGAAAGGAGUACUUAAUUAAGCGCUAGGCGUACUUAUUUCGAUAUCAACUUUUUUCAAUUUUCUACUUUCAAUUCUAGAGAUUUAAACCAUUUUACUAGUAAUUAAAUGAUAUCUAGAAACAAGCAUGGAGCAAUGCAAUGAUCACUUUUUUUGUGACAUUGCUUCAAACUGCAUUACUGGUGAGGCUGCAAGUUAUUUUGUAAAAUAAGUAUGGAAAAGAAAGUACAAUGACAAUGAUAUUAAGUAGUAGAUUUUAAUGCCCCUUUACCAUAUACGGUCAAGAGAAAAGAGAUAUAGGAGUGCAUAUUUAACCGUGGAAUUAAAUAUUAUACCUGAUUAUUAUGCACUUUAGGGUAGAGGAAAAAGGUGGGUUGGGCCAAGGCAGUGGCCAUAGGUUAGGUUCCAUGGGGUAACAUGCAUAACUCAAUGUACAUACUGGGGAAUUUUGAAUGAAAGUGGCACGCCUCUGAACAAGCUAGGUGUUGCUAAACACUUUGAGCAGCAUAAUAUAUGAUAUUUUAAACGUAUAGUUUUAUCACUGUGAUAUUAAUUAACACUGCAAUAAAUUGACACUCAAAAGGCGAUAAGAGUAGACUAGUUCUACACUAAGAACAAUCUAUAGAAAACAAUUGUUAAAGGAGAAUGUAUAAAGACUGAACAAUGAUGGUCUGGCAAGGCCUACCAGUGGUUUAUUUGCUUAAAAAAGAAGAGAUUACAAUAAUAGGAAAUCGCCGAAAUUAUUGAAGUACCUGUCAUUAGGGCCAGAAGCGAUGUUAUGUAUUUUGGCAUCGCCGUUAAAGGGGAUGAUAUUCUAACUUUGCACAUGAAAACUACUGUGAUAUGUACAUGUAGUCUGGUGGAUUCCCAUUGCCUAGCCCGAUGGCCUACUGCACGGUUUGUCACUGCCCUGUCUUUGUCUCUGGAAUGUACUGUGUUUGUGGUACAAUUCUAUAGGUAAAUCUGUAAAGGUAUGGAAUAAGAUGAAUUUACCAAAACGGUUAAGUUGUCAGAGAGCAUAAGUAAAUAGAGAGAAGAUAAGUAGUAACUGUCGUGAUGGGAAUGUAACGUUGUUAAGUCAAACAGGAUCGUAAUGGCUCUUUGAAAAGUUCUCGUGUGUUUCUUGUCGUAAGUGAUGUCUGUUAUGCGGGACGGUAUGUUAUUGCAUUUUUGGCAUUUUCUGGUUAGGCCUUUUGCCUGACUCAGUGAAGGAGGCUAUAACUUAGUGCUGGUCAUGGAAUCAGUCUUGAUGUUUGCACGUGUUCCAUUCUAUUGUAGUGUAGUUUCAUAUUGUAUAAUGUUUGUUAUUUUAUUUGGCAUUUUAAGAUUAUCUAGAUGUUUUGUUUUCCGUUGAAAGGGAGUGAAGUGAUAAAGGUACCGAUCAAUUCAUGAAGUUGGAACAAUUGAUAUCACUAUUUCAGAGGAGGUUUCCAAAUGUUUGUAGUAUGAACAAGAAUCUGUAACUCAAAUAUAAAUGUAGCACCGUAGGUACCAUAACCAUACACGUUUUAAAACAGAACUUAUUUAUUGUUACGCGUAAUGUACAGUUGAUGAUUAUGAUACUCUUAAUCUUGAGUAAGUCAAUUUUUUUUGGAAUGGUUCCAUUAAAUUUGCAGGGAAGGCUAUUAUCAA
Molecule: messenger RNA, 2670 nt
Organism: Orbicella faveolata
Lineage: Eukaryota; Metazoa; Cnidaria; Anthozoa; Scleractinia; Merulinidae
Product: 2-aminoethanethiol dioxygenase-like
Cellular component (GO): mitochondrion
Molecular function (GO): oxidoreductase activity, acting on single donors with incorporation of molecular oxygen, incorporation of two atoms of oxygen
Source: RefSeq, a predicted model, not a curated record